Spinacia oleracea (spinach) is the source of this 884-nucleotide messenger RNA. RefSeq lists its product as uncharacterized. The coding region runs from base 75 to 764 and encodes 229 amino acids. The record is from RefSeq and is a predicted model, not a curated record. Lineage: Eukaryota; Viridiplantae; Streptophyta; Magnoliopsida; Caryophyllales; Amaranthaceae. The transcript has 5 exons.
UUUCACACAUCGCAUUGGAGUUAAGAGUUGAUCGCUUGAAAGUUGAAAGGCUUGAGAAGAAAGAGAGAGAAAAGAUGGGAGGGAAAGCGAGGAAGAGGAGAGAGAAAAACUACCUAGCUGCUCAUGGCGGCAACAAACUCCUCCCGCCGCCACCCAAUACUUCUUCAAUUGACGCUUUGCCCUCUAAACUUCGCAAACUCAUGUCUCUUGUUUCCUCUCCCGCCCCUACCCGUCAAGGGUCUGCAAUUGAUUUGGGAAAUACUCAAAGGAAGAGCAAGAAAGAGGACAUCACUGAAAAUAAACCUCUCCCAAAAAUUAAGAUGGACGGUAAAAGCAGGGGAAUUGGAAGUACAAGAAUGCCACAAGGAACAGUGAUUACUGAUGCAAAUGACGAGAAAAAGAAUAAGAAAAGAAAGAGAAAGCAGGCAAAGGACCUCCGGUUUGAAACGGAGCUGGAAAAGUUGGACGGCGUUUCAACAAGAAAGCAGCGGAAAAAAGAGUUUCUAAAAGCUAAGAAAAAGAAACAAAAGAAAAGCAGUUCAGAGCAUAAUCUUGACCUUCCGAAACAUGAUGAAGUCAAAUUUGGAGAGGUUGCUGAAGCUCCACCAAAGUUGACAAUUCCUGCAUUCAAGAAACCUAUGGAUGCUUCACUUGAGAGGCGACGUUUGCUGGCUAUUGAGGCCUAUAGAAAUCGUAAAGGGUGGACUAGUAGACCGGGAAUUCAUCUUCCUCCUGUGAGCUCAUCAUCCCCAGAUUUUGUUUGAUAUCUGCUAUACCGUGGCCACUCUUUUUUUUCUUUUUUUUGUGGUACUAAGACAAGACUGUGUUUACUGUCUGUAAGAACAUUUUAGUGCAUUCUAAUAGCCGGUUAAUUGCAGAUUUUA